AUGCGAACUUGUUAUUACGAACUCCUCGACGUCUCAUACGACGUUUCGCCCGAUGGUUUAAAAAAAGCUUACAAAAAAAAGGCUUUAGAAUGGCAUCCAGAUAAAAAUCAUGGCAAUAUAGAAGAAGCGACAGAAAAAUUUGCUUUAAUACAAGAGGCAUACGAAGUGCUUUCUGAUCCGCAUGAACGGGCAUGGUAUGACGGACAUAAAGAACAAAUAUUGCGAGAAAACUUUGAUGCACCGUACGAGAGUUCUCCGUCCUAUCAACCACGAGCUCCAGCAGUAGCAGGCACUACAGUUGAUGAUCUAAUGAGAUACUUUACUGCGUCAUGCUACAAUGGAUUUGGGGACGAUCGUAAGAGCUUUUAUACUGUCUAUGGGACACUAUUCGACCAACUCGCUGCGGAAGAACAAGCUGCGUUCGAGUAUAAUAGAAAUACCAACAAAGCCGAUUAUCCCGUGUAUCCAUCAUUUGGGGAUAGCAACACACCAUUUAAAGAUAAUUUGG
This is a messenger RNA of Paraglomus occultum, 508 nucleotides long. The record is from the annotation of a GenBank genome assembly. Lineage: Eukaryota; Fungi; Glomeromycota; Glomeromycetes; Paraglomerales; Paraglomeraceae.